Messenger RNA from Nymphaea colorata (pocket water lily), 1059 nucleotides. RefSeq lists its product as uncharacterized. The coding region runs from base 202 to 882 and encodes 226 amino acids. The transcript is spliced from 7 exons. Lineage: Eukaryota; Viridiplantae; Streptophyta; Magnoliopsida; Nymphaeales; Nymphaeaceae. Gene Ontology annotation, molecular function: translation release factor activity. Gene Ontology annotation, biological process: translational termination. The record is from RefSeq and is a predicted model, not a curated record.
GCUUCUAAUUUAAGCCUCGCAGCGUUAAAAACCCUGAGAAGAGCCCGGCGAUAACGGAAGACAAUAGAGACGGCGUUUGGCCGUCCGGCCUAAGCCCAUCAGUUGGACGAUGGGACGAAUGGACGCACGAACUCCGUAACUCGCAGCCAUCCAUUCCCCCAACUUCCUCUUCUUUUACCUCCCUCUCCCGUUUUCAUUCUCAUGGCUUCCUUGUUCACGAGGCACUUCCACCUCUGCUGCCGGCGGGGGCUCUCCGCCUUCAGUCACCACACGCCCUCUAUCGACCCACUCGUUUCCCGCAUCGGGACACGUGGGCAGUCCCUGAUCGCCGGACCCGGCCGGAUCUACUGCUCGUUGCCGGCUUCCGGCGAGGGCGGGAAGGUCUCGGCCCGGCUCUCGCAGAUGCAGCAGCUUCUCCAGCAGGCUGAGGAGAGGGCCGCGUCUGUCUCCGACGAGCCGACCCCGAAGAUUACGUUAGAUCAUGUUAUCGUUAACUUCGCACGAAGCGGCGGCCCUGGAGGCCAAAACGUCAAUAAAGUAAAUACUAAGGUGGACAUGCGGUUCAAUGUAAAAAGUGCAUACUGGCUUGGCGAUAGGGUCAGGGAUAAAAUUCUGCAAAUGGAGAAAAAUCGGAUAAACAAGGAUGGAGAACUUGUUAUUUCUUCAACAAAGACAAGAACACAGAAGGGCAACAUUGAAGAUGCUUUGCAGAAACUUCAGGCUAUCAUUGACGCUGCCUCCUAUGUCCCCCCUCCCCCUUCAGAGGAACAAAAGAAGAGGAUAGCGAAGCUUGCUGCUGUUGAGGAGCAGAAGAGGCGACAAAACAAGAAGGCUCACUCUGAAAAGAAGUCCGUUAGAAGAAACAAAGGAAGCUGGGACUAGUUAAGGGUAGCCGCUUUUUCUCCAUUGUAAAGUGAGCUCUCCAUUUUUAUGUGUCAUCCUUGCCGUUGACAACAUAUUCGUUAAAACUAUUGAACGGAAAUACAUAGUACUGUAACCAAAUGAGGACUGUAAUUAUGGGUGAUCUAUGCAUUGCAAUUAAUUCUGACAAAUUCCAAA